This is a messenger RNA of Acanthisitta chloris (rifleman), 1095 nucleotides long. Its product is annotated as lipase member M-like. The annotation marks the transcript as partial. Gene Ontology annotation, molecular function: hydrolase activity, acting on ester bonds. The transcript has 8 exons. The record is from RefSeq and is a predicted model, not a curated record. NCBI's taxonomy places the organism in Eukaryota, Metazoa, Chordata, Aves, Passeriformes, Acanthisittidae.
AGCCAAAUCAUCUGCUCCAGAGGGUACCCCAGUGAGGUGUAUGAGGUCCUGACUCCUGAUGGCUACUACAUCACCCUGAACAGAAUUCCUCAUGGGAGAGAAAAGCAUAGGAACAGAGAGGCCAGGCCAGUGGUAUUUCUCCAGCAUGGGCUGUUUGGACAAGGAAGUCACUGGGUGGCCAACCUGCCUAACAACAGCCUUGGCUUCAUGCUGGCAGACUCUGGCUAUGAUGUGUGGCUGGGAAACAGCCGUGGGACAAGCUGGUCCCAGAGGCACCAACACCUUUCAGCUGACCAGGAUGAGUUCUGGGAUUUCAGCUUCCAUGAGAUGGCAAUGUAUGACCUUCCAGCCAUGAUAGACUUUGUGCUGCAGAAGACUGGACAGAAGAGGCUCCACUAUGUUGGCUACUCCCAGGGCUGCACAAUGGCCUUCAUUGCCUUUUCAUCCAUGCCUGAACUGGCUCAGAAAAUCAAGAUGUUUUAUGCCCUGGCUCCAGUGGCGACAGCCAAGCACUCCAGAAGUCCCUUAAUGAAAUUAGUCUCUCUCCUGGACAAGAACUUCAGGACUAUUCCGCUGCUGUUUGGCAGAACAGAUGCCUCGCUGCGGAUGAAGAAGCUGUGGAGGUUUCUCCCUGAGCUGUGCAGGAAUCAACUGCUGCACAAACCUUGUGCCAACAUCCUCUUUCUGCUAGGGGGCUACAAUGGGAAGAACCUCAACAUGACACGGCUGGAUGUGUACACAUCUCACUAUCCUGAUAGCACCUCUGUCAAAAAUGUGAUCCACUGGGCCCAGGUGACAAAAUCAGGAGAAUUCAAAGCCUUCGACUAUGGCAAUGAAAACAGAGCUGUGUACCAUCAGGAUAGACCACCCCUCUACCAGGUGGAGGAGAUGCCUGUGCCCACUGCAGUGUGGUCAGGAGGGCAGGACUGGGUGGCUGACUGGAAGGAUGUCCUCCAGCUGCUGCCUCGCAUCACCCACCUCGUCACCUACACCCACAUCCCUGACUGGAACCACUGGGAUUUCAUCUGGGGCUUGGAUGCCCCUGGGAGACUCUACAGCAGCAUCCUGAAGCUGAUGAAGGAGUCCCCCCAGUAG